AUGGUCGCCAACACUGAACCCGCUGGCCAUCAAGCCAGUGCAACCCUACAGCUCGACAACCCCACAAUCACCAAGCCUCUCCAAGCUAAGCCCUCAGGCCCGCACAAACUGUUUGCGGAGUCUGGCGUUACCUACGGUGACUGGCGAGAUGAUCUUGCCCGAGACGGUUAUGCAGUUGUCAAGGGCGCCGUUCCUCGAGAGAGGGCAGAAAAGUAUGGUGAUGAGAUUCUCUCAUACCUUGAGAACUUCAAUGGUGGUAUAGGUUUCAAGCGCGAUGAUCCUAGCACUUACAAGAACGAGAACUUGCCCGUCAUCACCGAGAAGGGCAUGAUCAUUGGAUACGGUGUCGCCCACGAGUCCUUCACCUGGGCUAUCCGCCAGGAACCCGGCGUCGUCGAGGCCUUUGAGCGAGUCUACGACACCAAAGACCUAAUCGUGUCCUUCGAUGCCAUCAACACUUCCUUCCCAGGCCGCAAAGACGUCAAGGCCAACAAGCCCUGGCCUCACCAAGACCAAGACCCUCUUCAGCCCGGCUUCCGCUGUCUGCAGGGUCUCGUCAACAUCUUCCCUAACGGCGACAACGAUGGUGGCUUGAUUGUCUGCAAGGGCGCACAUCUCCUUAGCGAGAACUUCCACGAGGACUUCAAGAACGAGGAGAACAGAAUCUGGGCGUGGACCAAGGAGUGGUACGGCUUCACGGACGAGGGAAUGGAGUGGUUGAAGAACAAAGGCUGCGAAUGGGUCAAGAUCAAUGCUGAGCCUGGCGAUCUUCUUGUGUGGGACAGUCGUACGCCUCAUUACAACGUCAGUCCCGAGGGUACUUCGCCGCGCGCUUGCACUUAUACUUGCUACAUGCCCGCUGCCGAUGCGACACAAGAGGAUCUGAUCAGAAAGAAGGGUGCGUUUGAGACUCUUCAGAGUACGACCCAUUGGCCAAAUGCUAUGCAUGUUGGAGGUAUUCCUAUUCUACGAGAUGGAAAGCCUUGUCCUUAUAACACUGGCAAGCCGAGGGAGGCACCGAAGCUUACAAACAGAGGGUUCGAGCUGACUGGUAUUCCUUACAUCACUGCAUAA
This is a messenger RNA of Fusarium sp. VM40, 1074 nucleotides long. Lineage: Eukaryota; Fungi; Ascomycota; Sordariomycetes; Hypocreales; Nectriaceae. The record is from the annotation of a GenBank genome assembly.